AUGGCGCUCUGCUCCUCGGCCCUCAGCGGGGCGCCCAGCGGCGGAGGGCCGGCGCCGCCGUCGCUGCUCCGGGCGGUGCAGGGCCUCCUCCUGAUGGCCGCCGUCGCGGCGCAGCUCCUUUGCUUGCGCUUCUUCGAGGGCCGCACGUUGCCGGUGCUGGUGGACAUCGCGGCCCGCUGGUCCUUUGUGCGCCUCUGGGAGCGGUCGUUGCUCACCUCCGCGGGCCUGCUGCUGGCCGCUGGGGCGGCGCUGAGUGGCGCGGCGCUCCUGGCCCCAUGUGCCGGCGGCCUCUCCGCCACGGAGAUUGCGGCCGCAUGCCUGGCUGCCGCCCUUGGCUGGGCACCGCUCCUCAACUUAUACUUGAUGCUGGCCAUGACGAUCCAGUUUUGCUCGCUAGGCCUGGACGCGUUCGCGGUGGAGCUGCUUAAUGCUCCGCACCUCUCGGGCCUCGUCGGCCUCGUAGGCCAGUUCAACGUCCUCAAUGCUGCCAUCCACCGCGCGGCCUACACCGUGCAGCCGGCCCUCACGCUGCUCAUCGCGCUGACGCUGGCGCUGGCCAUCGCCGCUCUGGUGCGCAUCACCCUCCCGGCACUCAACCCAGCGCUCAACAGCGGCUCCUUCGACGGUGACACAGCAGGCGGCGGAGACGCAGUCCUGGAGGGAGGCGGCGGCCUCACAGGCGACGCCGUGGCGGUGGCCUGGGUGGCGGUCUUGCUGCUCCUCGGCCUGCGGCUACUGGAGCGCAUCGCAGUGGUCAACCUGAAGUGCAAGCGUCUGCCCGCGCUCGUUCACUGUCUGGACUUUGGCCACGAGAUUGAUCACGACCGCUGGUGCGUCGCCGCGCACAUUGCCGGCUCCGGGGCCGGCUUCCACGUGCACAGCGUGCUCGUGUCGAGGGGUGCGGUGCUGAAGCUGGGGUACGUCUCCGUCGCGGGCGUCUUCCUGCUGGCCACGCGUCUGCUGGCCUCGUUCCGCGCCUGA
Messenger RNA from Prorocentrum cordatum, 981 nucleotides. The record is from the annotation of a GenBank genome assembly. NCBI's taxonomy places the organism in Eukaryota, Dinophyceae, Prorocentrales, Prorocentraceae.